Molecule: messenger RNA, 2052 nt
Organism: Lindgomyces ingoldianus
Lineage: Eukaryota; Fungi; Ascomycota; Dothideomycetes; Pleosporales; Lindgomycetaceae
Exons: 24
Coding region: 1-2052 (683 amino acids)
Source: RefSeq, a predicted model, not a curated record
AUGAGCCACUGUUAUCAACCCUUCGCCUCAAAUAAAUCCCACGCUGAAAGUCCCCCCCGGUCCAAUGUCCCAGCUUGUUUAGACCCCAGUGUCUCUGUAUCAUAUCCAGGCCUAAAGCAUUUGACCAACUUCUCAGCCAGCAUUCGCAAUCGCCAAUCUGGAAGCAAGAACCGACAUAAUCGAUCGACCUGGAGAAUCAAAAGUGUAAUCUGCCCCACCAUUGCGAUGUUGGCGUUCCGAGCUGUCAGAGUUGGCUGCUAUGCCCAGAGGGAUCGCAAAAUGGAUGGUGUGUGGGAAACGUCGGUAUGGAGCAAGAUCGACCUUCAUAUCUCCGAAUGCGAAUGCGAUAUCGAGCUUCACAUCGCUCCACGAAGGAUCACUUGUACUUCCAACAGUCGACAAGACGAGAUUUGUGCCAUGCUGAUAAUUCGCACGAUCCUCAAAUCUCCAACAACGGGUGUGCUCCACGACCAUACAGCUUUGUGGAGUAUCUUCGGUGAGAUUCCUCCUAGUACGGUUCUGGUUGUGUCGAAGCCACUCGGCCAGGAUAAAACGAAUCAUUCUCCAGUACUUGCCCUUCAGAUGCCCACACAUCUUGAUGUCUACGCCAAGCUGGAAGCCUGGACGGUAGGCGCCGUUGCAAGGAUUUUUGCGAAGGAUCGAGUACAGAGGCCAUCUGUGUUCCAACUUGCCACCUUCGCCUUGUAUAUGAUCUCGAGAUCGACUGCUAUUCACAAUGGUGGCAAAAACGAACGAUCCAAAAUCCGCAACCCACUAAAGAGGAUAAUUAAGGAAUCUAUGUCAUCUAGUCUUCACGGCAUAGGUAGCCACACCGCAACCCUCUCCCCCUACGGGAACGUCUAUCUCUCGAGCUUCAACCAUUCGCUACCAAGUGUUAUUCCGCAAAUCUUCUUAACGGCAUCAAGCCAGUCGCUAGCUAAUACAGUAGUAGCACCGCCACCUGGGGUUGAUGCGAUCCGUGGCUUGACUCCGGGCCAUUGGAGCAUGCUUCAGAAAUAUACCACGUCGCCUUCGUCACAUAUCAAGGACAUCCUCAUAGAUGCCUCGCAAGCUACACAAAUCAAAGGGAUGCGACGGUCAAUGCUAUUCCAAUACACGUUGGGCUGCCUUGCGCAGCUAUUCGACUACUUUGAAUACGAUAUACUGCCGUUUCGGACCAAAGCAAGUCAUAUAUACCAUUCACAGAUACGUGGUUUAUUUCGCCCCCUACCUGCAGAUCACGAAACCAUGCCCAGCCUUGUGCAACCAAUCGUCAAGACGUUAUUAGAGAUACUAACCCAAGGCCUCAAAGUCUUGGCCAAGAAGGCAAUUGGGCGGACUAUGUUUUCAAUAUGGAAACUGGAAGGGAUAUUUUCAUUCGCCGAAAGUUGCCAAAAGAUCGAGACUCGCGUCGAAACGGAAAUAGAGAACAUAGAGCGCACACUUCAUCACCAGGACCAACCAGAUUUAACUCGAAAGCCUAACAAUUUAGUAAAAGAGCUCCGGGAAGUCGGGGCCAAGCGACCAACGGCCGAAAUUUUAGGCUCCAGAUGGGAGGUGUUCGGAAAUACCAGAAGAACGAGAAGAGGGCUGUAUUACUGUGCUGGGUUUCGGACAUUCCUUUUGAUGAUGAUCAUACAACUGCUAUCAAGAAUUGCAAGCCUGAUACCGGACAAUUACUUCUGCAGCCUAGCCGAUAUGAAGGUUGGGAGAGUCCUCACAUUCGUAAGCCACAUCCCUAAUCUCACCAUCCGUUCUUCUACCAUAACCCUUUGUUAUGAAAUUGGCAGUCUUGUCAACGAAGGGCGACAGGCUGCUUCAAGGUCUCUUGAAGGCCUAGACGGGAACAAAUUUCUUCAAGCCUUCCCCGUUGCAAACCUAGCACUUGACGCACCAGAUGAACGCAACGAAGACAGCUGGUCAAUCUUAAUCGACUUUUUCUAUGAACUGGUUUAUCGCCACAACGGCAACAGUAAAAGACAGUUGAGUCAAAUAAGCAAAUUCGUUAUCGAAAUAAUUGACCAUGACCAUCAACUGGCACAGAAACACUAA